Alnus glutinosa is the source of this 1248-nucleotide messenger RNA. RefSeq lists its product as uncharacterized. Gene Ontology annotation, molecular function: zinc ion binding; nucleic acid binding. The record is from RefSeq and is a predicted model, not a curated record. Bases 1 to 1248 code for a protein of 415 amino acids. Lineage: Eukaryota; Viridiplantae; Streptophyta; Magnoliopsida; Fagales; Betulaceae. The transcript is spliced from 2 exons.
AUGCCUCCUAGACGCCGUCCCCUCUAUGACUCUAAUCGUGUUCCCCGUUCUGAAGGAAAUGGUGAGGAGGAUCUGCCACCCCCUCCUCCACCGCCACCAUUCAAUGAUGGCGUACACCCAGCUUUAGUGCAACUUAUAGCUGACACCACUAGCUAUCACUUCCGAACUUUUGAAGGAACAGAAGGGCCGAAUGUCGCAGAGGCUUGGCUCACAGAUAUAGACGUACUGUACACUACCCUCGGUUGUACAGAUGAGCAGAAGGUUCAGUACAUUGUACUGCAGUUGACAGGCGAAGCUAAGAGAUGGUGGACUGCAAGGAAGGUGCUGCUUGGGGAAAGGACAGUAAUUACUUGGGAGAUGUUCAAGGAGGAGUACAAUCGAUGGUUUUUCCCUCGAUCUCAGAGGCAACUACGAGCAAUAGAAUUCCAGAAUUUAGUCCAAGGUGACAUGACUGUAGAGCAAUAUUCCGCUCAAUUCAUGGAGUUAGCUCGGUUUGCAGCCAAUCUUAUCCCUGACGAGGAAACGAAAGCAGAACGAUUCGAGAAUGGCCUUAACCCUCGCAUCAGAGAAAGGGUGAUUUGUCUGGAAAUAAAGGAAUACGCCAGAUUGGUAGAAGUGGCGUCCCUAGCUGAAAGAGGAAUACGGGAAUCAGCCGCAGCAUAUGAAUUGAAGAAACGUUCGAAACAACCGAUGACGCGCCCCAUCAAAAGGCAAGCUGUUGGAAGUGGCUUUAAGCCUACCCUGGGAAAGAAUCUUUCGAACCAGAAGGCCGUCUGCAGCAAAUGCGCAAGGACGCACCUAGGGGAUUGUAAGCAAGGAGCAUCCAUGUGUUUUAGAUGCGGUAAGCCUGGGCAUUUUCUGAAGGAUUGCCCUAUGAAUGCUGCGGGAGGAGCGAGAUUUCAAGGAAGCGGAACUCAGGCACGCGUGUAUUCUCUUAUGCCCGGAGGAGAAGAAGGAGUCAAAGGUGAUGAAGAGGAUACAGAUGUGGUGACAGGUACCAUCCCUCUUUUUGGUAAAAUAGCAAGUACCCUUUUUGAUUCAGGUGCAACGCAUUCCUUCAUAUCAUCUACAUACGUUAAAUUAUGUAGCAUGACUCCUCAACCCUUGAACCAAAGCAUAACUGUAUCCACACCUACUGGGAAUAUAGUUACUUGUAGGAAAUCCAUUGAAGAUUGCCCUAUCGUCAUAGGAGAUAGAGUCCUACCGGCAAACCUAGCUGUAUUUCAGAUGUUAGGUUUUGACGUGUAG